UUAGAUUCCAUACCUGCAUGGCACAGGGCAGAAACAGCCAUGGGAAGAGAAAAAAGGUACCAAAGAAGAAACUCAGCACGCACGGACGCCGUGACCGAAGAGAGGCAGAGGAGUCUGAGAUCCAACGCUUGGAAGAGCGGAUCCGUGGAGAGUGCAGUGGCAAGAGCGCCAAGAGUGGCAAAAGCAAAGCGGAGAAGAGCGACAGUGCCGGGAAGGGGCCAGCCCUUACUGGAGCGUUGUUCAAGGAUUUGCCAAUCUCCUCGCGAACAGUGCGGGGCCUUGAGGCAUCAAAGUAUGUCAAGAUGACGGAGAUUCAAAGUGGAGCAAUCCCUUUGGCCCUCGCUGGUCGAGAUAUUCUGGGUGAAGCACGGACAGGAUCCGGUAAGACUUUGGCCUUUCUGAUCCCGGUAGUGGAGAAACUCUACAGGAAUCGCUGGAGCAGCAUGGAUGGUUUAGGUGCUGCCAUUGUCUCCCCUACCAGGGAGCUGGCGUAUCAGAUCUUCCAAGUCCUUUCAAAUGUUGGGCAGGAACAUGAGAUUUCUGCUGGCUGCAUUGUUGGUGGCCGCUCUUUAGAGGAGGAGCAGAAAGCCGUGUCGACGAUGAGUGUGCUGGUAGCCACACCUGGAAGGCUGCUGCAGCACUUGGAUGAAUCGCCCGGCUUUGAUGCUUCCUCGCUGUUGAUGCUGGUGAUUGAUGAAGCAGACCGAAUCUUGGACUUCGGUUUCCAGGAAACAAUGCACAACAUCCUGCAACAUCUGCCCGCCGAGCGGCAGACGUUGCUCUUUUCUGCCACGCUCCAUGGCAGUGUUCAUCGCCUGGGGCGGGCAGCCCUGCGUUCCCCGGAGGUGAUCUCUGUGCACCAUGAUGCGAAAAGCCGAACACCAGAGACCUUGAAGCAGACCUACAUGAUUAUGCCCUUGGAAAAGAAGGUGGACACUCUCUUUUCUUUCCUGCGUUCUCACUCGCAGAAGAAGGUCAUUGUCUUCGUAUCUACCUGCAAACAAGUGCGGUUCUUCUACGAGGCUUUCUACAGGUUAAAGCCUGGCCCAGCAGUAAUGGAGCUGCAUGGGAGACAAAGUCUUACAAAGCGCAUGCUCGUCUUCCAACAGUUUAUGGACAGAGAGCGUGCAGUCGCAUUGUUCUGUACGGACAUCGCAGCACGUGGUGUUGAUUUUCCAGCUGUGGAUUGGGUGGUCCAGGUGGAUUGUCCCGACUCGGUGGACUCAUAUAUCCACCGCGUGGGCCGCACGGCCAGAUAUGAAAGCAGUGGCAAAUCAGCCUUGUUCCUCUUGCCCUCGGAGCAGAACUUUGCGCAGAAACUCUCCAAGGCCCGAGUGGAAGUUCGAGCCAUCACUGCGAAGCAUAACAAAGUCUUUUCCAUUCAGCCGCAGUUGGCUUCCUUGCUGGCCGGGUCGGGUGAUAUCCGACACUUGGCACAGCGAGCUUUUGCGUCCUAUAUGCGUUCCGUCAAACUGAUGAAAGAGAAGGAUAUCUUCGAUGUCCAGGCGUUGUCCAAGGAAGCCUUUGCGGAAUCCUUGGGCUUGGCAGAUGUUCCAGUGGGAGCUGAUUGGGAGGGGGAUGAAGACCUGGAGAAGAACAAGAUGAAGAAGAAAAAGAACCAAUCUGCACUGCAAAGGCUCAAAGAAAAGAUUCGAGCCAAGAAGCAGGGCAGAGACAAAGACGCAGCCAAAAGAGAGGAGGACGAGGAAGAGGAGCGAGAACUCUCCCAGAGAGAUGGUGCCAGAAAGAAGCUGGGGAAAUGGGAACGGCGCCAGCGUCGCAUCGCAGCUGCUGGCAAGGCAGCUGAGGGCGUGGAUGCUCCUGCCAAAGAGGAGGAUGACUUCUUGCAGCCAGUGGCAAACCCUCAAGAACUUCCUCCAGCGAAUCCCUUGCCCAGCGGCAACAAAAAGUUGAAGCUGCGCAAAGAUGGUUCUGCUCUUCAGGCUUCUGGCCAACACGUAUUCUUCAGCAAAGAUGGCAGCAAAAAGACCUCUGAGCUGGCACAGCUCGCUGAAGAGCUUCGAAGUGAGCAGUUCGAUCCAAAAGGUGGCAACCGAGCCAGCUUUCUGGAGCAGGUGGCUCGCGACUUGGCCACCAGGGACUCCUCGGAUGCGGCCGUGAGUCGGGCGCGCAUCCACGAGAAGCAUCAGAAGAAGCGGCGGAAGGAGCGGACGCAGCGAGGUGCCAAGUUGGAAGACGGCGAAGAUCCGCCAUCAAGAUCACCAUCACCGCCAAAGAAGAGAGCGCGAGAAGCACCCGAAGAAACAGCUCCGAUGAAGGUUUCAAAGCCGGUCUCAAAGCCAGUGGAUUUCGGGGAUGACCUUGGAGAUCUGGAAAAACAGGCCUUGAGCAAGUUGGGGGGCCUCUUCUCGUGAGCUGUGGUGCAUUUCACUGAAAUCGGUGAAAUCGUUGAUUUCAGACCGAAGAUCCGUUGAACAAAGA
Cladocopium goreaui is the source of this 2442-nucleotide messenger RNA. The record is from the annotation of a GenBank genome assembly. NCBI's taxonomy places the organism in Eukaryota, Dinophyceae, Suessiales, Symbiodiniaceae.